AAAAGACAAAAAAGGCGAGAAAACGGACGAGGAGAGAGACGAGGAGGGAGAAGACGACGACGAGACUGAGCGGCAACUCUAUUCCCCUAGAGGGGGAAGAGUUUCUAGGCCAAUGACUCUUCGUGACUUGUUUCGAGCGCCCGAGCGAUCGCCCCAUAGGCCUCUCCUAUUCAAAACUUUCCCCAAGUCAGAUGAGGAGGUCGAGGAGGUCGAGGAGGAGGUUGAGGAGACCGAUGAGCCAGUCUAUGACCCUAUGAGGGGAAGAGUUCCUAAGGAAAGGAUCAUUCAUGACUUGUAUCGAGUGCGCGAGCGAUCGCCCUACAGUCCUUCUCUAUUCAGCACUAUCGCCAGGCCAGAUGAGGAGGGUGAAGGCUCUGUCCCUAACCCUACAAGUAGAAGCGGCCUCGAGCGAUCCACUAUUCGUGUCUCGCGUUUAGAACUCGAGCGGUCGCCCCGAAGAUCUUCUCCGCCUAAGGAUGCCACCGAGCCAGAUGGGAAGGUAGAGGCUGAAGAUCCAGUCCUGCCUCCUCCCUCGCCUCCCCCCGCGAGCGGAAAUACCCCCAGGAAAUUCCACUUCACUCCCUCGCGUCCAGAGCCCGAGCGGCCGCUCCACGCACCUUCCCCGCUCGGGAACAUCACCAUGCCAGCGGAGGUGGUAGCGGCUGAAGUGCCAGUCCCGCCCCCUCCCCCCACCGGCAGAGUGGUUUUCGAGAAGCCCACCGCCCGUAGCUCGUAUAAAGAGCCCAAGUGGACGCCCCACGGACGUUCUCCGCUCAGGAAUGUCACUAGGCUAGAUGAGGAGGCCGAGGGUGAAGAGCCAGCCCCACUACCUCCACCUCUCUCGGCGAGCGGAAAAGAACCCCAUCCCCCCACGAGCGGAGAGACCUCCAGGCAAUUCAUCAAUACUCCCUCGCUUUUAGGGUCAGGGUGGUCGCCCAACCGAUAUUAUCGGCUCAAUAAGAAUGCCACGCUAGAUAAGGAGAAAGAGGAGGUGAGGGUUAAGGAUACGCGGCAAACGUUUAGUAUUCUAAGGCCCGAGAGCUGCGACCCGGAGGCGAGGGAACAGGUGGCGAGGAAAGAGGCGUGGAACUACGAGGAAAUGGAAUGGAGUUCAGGGCGAAAACUCCAACGCGCGCGCGAGAAGGCUCGAAGGUUGAAGAGGAUGAAACAACCUAAUAGACGAAACGUGUCCAGUCAGGACUCGGACUCGGACGAUGGCUUGCUCCAGUCCCACAAUGAUUUACUAUUUCCUCCAACACCCCAGGAUAAUCUCACGAUUCCGCCCAAUUCGCCUGAUCGUCUCCGUUGUGCCACGGCCAAUGCGUCGACAUCCACUCAGCCACCUCCGAAAAGGGACGUCAGUCGUAAGCGGUCCAAAAAUCGAGCGUUGGUACGACGGUCCGAUUCCGU
Eremomyces bilateralis CBS 781.70 is the source of this 1410-nucleotide messenger RNA. RefSeq lists its product as uncharacterized. The annotation marks the transcript as partial. The transcript has a single exon. The record is from RefSeq and is a predicted model, not a curated record. Lineage: Eukaryota; Fungi; Ascomycota; Dothideomycetes; Eremomycetales; Eremomycetaceae.